AUGGGUUAAUAAUAAUAAAAGUAAUUAAUUGUUUCAAACUAUAAUUUAGAAUAUGAUCUUGAAAAGUUUUUAAGGACUGAGUUUUCUUCUCAUUUUACUCUCAAAAUAACACUCUAACAUUUGAGUUCUGGUGAUUCUUUCAUUUUUGAUUUGAGUAAAUCAAUAGUUUAAUGCAAUAAUCUUUAAGAACUUACUUUGAAUUUAAAUGAUUGCUUUGUUAGCAUAAAGGGAACAACUUAUUUAAGCUAAAUUUUACCAAAGCUUUAGAAUUUGAUUACUUUGAAAAUUGAUCUAGACUGGAAUCAUAUUGACUCUAUUGCUGUAUAAGAUUUAAGUUCUGUAUUUUCGAAUUGUACUAAACUUUAAAAUUUGAGCUUCAAUGCAUCCAACAAUUUAAUUACAGACUAAGGUGCAUAUGAGUUAGCAUUUAAUUUGUUGAAUUGUAAAAAUGUCAGAAAUCUAAGUUUAUAAUUAAACAACAAUUAUAUUACUGAAUAAGGUGCAUAUUAGUUUGCAUUAAUUUUGGCGAAAUGUGGAAAUGUCUAAAAUCUAUGCUUGUAGUUAAAUGGAAUUGGUAUUCAAUUAAGUAAUAGAUUGAAAUUGACAAUGAGACUUCUAAAAGCUAAGAGAUUAGUCCAGUUAUAUACUUCUUUUAAUUGA
Messenger RNA from Tetrahymena thermophila SB210, 660 nucleotides. Its product is annotated as kinase domain protein. Gene Ontology annotation, biological process: positive regulation of MHC class II biosynthetic process; positive regulation of MHC class I biosynthetic process; inflammatory response. The transcript is spliced from 8 exons. The record is from RefSeq and is a predicted model, not a curated record. Lineage: Eukaryota; Ciliophora; Oligohymenophorea; Hymenostomatida; Tetrahymenidae.